AUGACGGAAGCUUCACCAGAACCGGCGCCGGUCGACGCCCAAACGAAGCCCGUCGUCGACGACUCCGACUCCGACUCCGAUUCCGAUCAUCAGCUUCCCAGUCCGUCCCGAGAAACCGCCUCUCCUACGCAACAGGGCAAGGCAGCCGAGUCUUCAGACAAUGAUGGCGACGGAGGUCCUGCGCCCGCCAGUGUAGCGGGGCAAAAGGCGGAGAAGAAGCCCCAAGACCAACAUGCGGAACACGAAGAGGAGGACGACGACGAAGACGAUGAUGACGAGGAAGAGGACGAUGACGACGAUGAUGAAGAAGAUGACGAUGAUGAUGAUGAAGAUGAGGAACCUAGACUCAAAUACGCCAGGUUAACACAGCACCUUGGCCCCAUCUACCGUAAUGGCGACGCGACCAGCGCCUUCCUUGUGGCUGGCGACAAGAUGAUCAUCGGGACGCAUAAUGGCACUAUUCACGUAAUCCAAUUGCCCAUGUUCCAGUCGCUCCGAGUCUACAAAGCCCACUCCGCAUCCGUGACGAGCAUCUCCAUCUCGCCGAAUCCUCCCCCACUACCGACGGCACGCGCCGAAGCCGUCCAGAGACUGGCCCAGGAAGCCGCCGACAAUGUCGCAAGACGCCCCCCGUCCGUGCAGUCGGGAUCACCAGCGGCAGCCUCUCGAAAGCCCAAGGAACCCACCCCGAUCCCGAACACGCCCUCCAAUAACAUACACGUGGCUACCUCGUCGAUGGAUGGCAACGUCUGCGUCUUCUCCCUGACCGACCCGAAGGACGUUCAAUUGCGCAACUUCGCCCGCCCCGUGCAGGCUGUGGCACUGUCUCCCGAUUACAAGAACGAUCGGACGUACCUUUCGGGUGGCCUCGCUGGCCAACUGAUCUUGACCGUCGGUGGAUCGCCUGGCCGAAGCACAUCCACGACGGUGGGAACGGCGGCCGCAACUGCCUCUGGCUGGCUCGGUAGCAUGGGACUCGGUGGCAACGCCGGCAAGGACACAAUUCUACACUCCGGAGAAGGCACCAUCAGCACCAUCAAGUGGUCCUUGUCCGGGAAGUACGUCGUUUGGCUCAACGAGCACGGCGUCAAGAUCAUGCGUUCGAAGCUGCACUUGGAAAGCGGCGACUCGGACGACGCUUGGAAGCGCAUCGGACACAUCGAUCGCCCCCAAACCGACGAAUGGGAAACCAUGGCAAGUGUCUGGAAGGGCAGAGCCGAAUGGAUCGAUGAGCAGGCGGUGGAAACGGACGAUGCCGAUGCUCCUCGGCAAGAGGCCGAGGGGCCUUCUGCGGCCGACGGCUUGAGACAACAGACCUCGUCCGGCUCCAAAAGCAUCGAGAGACUCGUCGUCGGAUGGGGAGGUACCAUAUGGAUCAUCCACGUCCACCCGGGCACCCCCAGCACUGGCAAACGCGGCGGCGAAAGGACGAUCGGCCGUGCCGAGAUCGCGAAGCACCUUCGCAUGGAUUGCAUCAUUUCUGGAAUUUCGUUAUAUACCCAAAAUCUCCUCCUUGUUUUAGCAUAUGUUCUGCCAGACGACGACGAAGAAAGCGGCGAGGAUGAGGUACGAGCGGGCAAGGGCCACAAGUCGAAGCCUUCGACGACCUCGACUAGUAGCGAGCCGUCCGGGGGCAUCAAGCGACGACAAAACCACCUUCCGCCGGAACUGAGGCUCAUCGACCUCACGUCCCAGGCCGAAGUCGACAAAGACGGUCUCAGCGUGAGCAGAUAUGAGAGGCUCACUUCCGGUGAUUAUCAUCUUGGCGUUCUGCCGGCCCAGAAUGCGGCGUCUGCCGUCUCCGCGUCCCGGGGAGCCCUCGACACCAUUGCUGGGUUCGGGUCCGACAUGUGGAGUGCGGCCACCAAUCCGAGAGCGUUAUUCAGCUCCGGCGCGAGUAUCAGAAGCAGGAACAGUGGCGACGACGUGUCGAGCACGCAAGUCCCGAGCAUGGCCGGCGGCCCCCGCCGACAAGCAACGCAGACGGUCCAUCCCAACCUGAUCAAGCCAGGUGUCAAGAUCUUCAUUCACAGCCCGUUCGACUUCAUCCUGGCGACGAAACGGGAUCUCGGUGACCACUUGGGUUGGCUGUUGGAGCAUCAAGAAUACCGAAAGGCUUGGGAGCUGUUGGAUGAGCACCCCGAGAUCAUGGCAUCGCCGCCGGAAAACCUUCACGAGUUGGUCCCCUCGACACCGGACAAGAAGCAGGGUAGCCAGGACGACCUGCUGGACGACGGGUCAUCUGUGAUGGGGUCAGUUGGUCUCGCGAGGCAUCCGAACUCUUCGGCCCAGAAAGAAAAGAGGCGAAUCGGCGAGUUGUGGGUUCGAGAGCUGAUUGAAGCUGGCAAUUGGGCCGAGGCUGGGCGAGUCUGCGGCAAAGUUCUCGGAUCCUCUGAUCGGUGGGAGAAAUGGGUCUGGACGUUCGCCGGCGCCGACAAGUUUGACGACAUCACCAAUUACAUCCCGUCCGAGCCCAUGUACCCACCUAUCCCGGGCACCAUUUACGAAGUCGUCCUCAACCACUACAUCCAAGCAGACAAGCUGCGGUUUCGGGAGUUGUUGGACCGCUGGUCGCCUGACCUUUUCGACAUCAAGACCGUCACCACCGCCCUGGAGAACCAGCUCAAGUAUCGCGAUGUUCGCGAGGACAGCAUCGAGGGUGGGGAGAAGGGACGCGACUGGAAGAUUGUCAUGGAAUCCUUGGCACGUCUUCACGAGGCGAACGGGCGGUAUCGGGAGUCGUUGAAGUGCUACAUCAAGCUCCAGGACGCGGACUCCGCGUUCCGGUUGAUCCGCGACAACCACCUCGCGGAAGCAGUCGCGGACGACAUCCCCAGCUUCAUCGGCUUGCGGGUGCCCUCCAAGCAUGAUCACAUGCGCGAACCCGACUUUGAGGCUGCCACCUCGGAAGCAAUAACUCUACUUGUCGAUGAGGCACAGCAUGGGCUGGUGAAGCCAUCGGUCGUCGUGUCGCAACUGCAGGAGAAGAACCUCAAACUGUACCUGUACUUUUACUUGCGUGGCCUCUACAAGGGCGAAGGUAUUGAAGAGCACUCGGGAGAAAACAAGGACCGGCUUUUGAUGGAAAGCCAGUCACUCGUGGACGAGUUUGCCGACUUGACGGUGCAACUUUUUGCGAAAUACGAUCAGGCCCUGCUGAUGAGCUUCCUGAAAUCAUCGACGUCGUACACGUUUGAAAAGGCGGUGCAAGAGUGCGAGAUGUACAAAUACGAUGACGAGCUGGUCUACCUCUACUCCAAGACGGGUCAGAUGAAGCGGGCGCUCUACCUCAUCAUCGACCGACUCAAGGACGUGAAGAAGGCCAUCGACUUUGCCAAGCAGCAAGACGAUCCGGACCUUUGGGAAGACCUCUUGGACUAUAGCAUGGACAAGCCGAGCUUCAUCCGCGGCCUACUCGAGGAAGUAGGCACCGCGAUCAAUCCCAUCAAGCUCGUAAGGCGCAUCCCCGAGGGACUGGAGAUUGAGGGUCUCCGCGAAGGCCUGAAGCACAUCAUGAAGGAGCAUGAGAUCCAGCACAGCAUCAGUUCCGGUGUUGCCAAGGUCCUGCGAAGCGAGGUCGCCGCCGCACAGAACGAGCUGCGCAGCGGUCAGCGCAAGGGUAUCAAGUUUGAAGUGGUCCUGCAAUCGAUCGAGCACGUCGAUGUCAGGGUGCGGGAUGUCGUUCAUCCGCCAAUCGGCGCCGAAGAGGUGGAGGACCGCUUCCUGCAGCCGAAGUCGGAGCAGCCGGGGCACACGCACCGGGCUCCCAAACCGGGGCAUUGUGCCGAGUGUCAUGAGUCAUUUUCCGAAUACGAGGUGGAGACGCUAGUGGGCUUUGCAUGCGGGCACGUCUUCCACCUCUCCCAUCUGCUCGAGGUGCUCUACCCGGGCAGGAAAUUGGAAACGGAGUAUGGCGCGGGAAGCGAGGAGUCCAUCCGUAGCGGGUACCGAGUGGGUAGCAAGGUCACGCAUGCGCGUUUGCUCAAGGAUCGCAUCAGGGAGGGGUGUACCGUGUGCACGCAGCGAAGCGCCGAUGUGCCCGCGUAG
Messenger RNA from Colletotrichum karsti, 4047 nucleotides. Its product is annotated as vacuolar assembly. Gene Ontology annotation, molecular function: protein binding. Gene Ontology annotation, cellular component: HOPS complex; late endosome. Bases 1 to 4047 code for a protein of 1348 amino acids. The record is from RefSeq and is a predicted model, not a curated record. The transcript is spliced from 5 exons. NCBI's taxonomy places the organism in Eukaryota, Fungi, Ascomycota, Sordariomycetes, Glomerellales, Glomerellaceae. Gene Ontology annotation, biological process: cellular response to starvation; endosomal vesicle fusion; vesicle-mediated transport.